Molecule: messenger RNA, 986 nt
Organism: Camelina sativa (false flax)
Lineage: Eukaryota; Viridiplantae; Streptophyta; Magnoliopsida; Brassicales; Brassicaceae
Product: mediator of RNA polymerase II transcription subunit 10b
Biological process (GO): positive regulation of transcription by RNA polymerase II
Cellular component (GO): mediator complex
Molecular function (GO): transcription coregulator activity
Source: RefSeq, a predicted model, not a curated record
CUUCGUCGGCCCUUUUCAUCCGUAAAUAAAUAAAUAAAAAAACUCUCAGGUUUUACAUUGUAAAAACACAAAAUCAUCUCCUUCGUAGCAAUCCUAAUCUCUCUGGGUUGAAGCACCUAAUUUGGCUCAGAGUUCAUUCUCUCUCUCGCCAAACCCAUCCUCUGUUGUAGCUUGUGAUGGAUCCAGCACAGAACACAAGUGCAGCAGUACCAAUUGGUGGGAGUGGGAGUAACGGUACGAUGAGAUAUCAAACCAAUGAUGGGACUUCAUCUGUGACCACCGCUGCUGCUGAUGAUUCAAAGGAGAAUCUCAACCAAGUUAUAAACUCUAUUCACAAUAUUUUGACUCUCCUUCAUCAGAUACACCUUACCAUCGGUUCUUUCACACCUGCAUCUCAGCUGCCUCUCCUUCAGCGCCUUAAUACUCUUGUGUUGGAGCUGGAUAACAUGGCUAAGUUGUCCGAGAAAUGUAGCAUUCAAAUCCCCAUGGAGGUUAUUAACUUGGUUGAUAAUGGGAAGAACCCGGAUGACUAUACUAAAGAUGUUCUUAAUGGCUGCAUUGCCAGAAAUCAAGUUACAAAGGGCAAGACUGAUGCUUUUAAGGAUUUGAGAAAACAUAUUCUGGAGGAGCUUGAAGAGACUUUUCCUGAUGAAGUCGAGAUGUAUAGAGAAACCCGUGCUAACUCUGCCGCUGAAGCGAAACGGGUGGCCCAAUCGCAAAGUGUGUUACCAAAUGGGGAUGCAAAGGUCAAGAACGAGUUAUAAACAAGAGUCCCCAAUUUUACUCUUUUAUCUUACCUCGUAGAAUAAAACUACUGAGUAGAUGAAUGUUGUAUACAAACAAUCCCACUUGGAAUUUCUAUAAUAUGUGUUGGUUCUCUCUUCUGGCUGAGAAACCAUAUGAGCUGUAGGUUUCUUUUCAAGAUUUGACCUAUAAUGUUUGAUGUGAGGUACAGAAAAAAGCAUUAAGAAAAAAUAAGUUAACUU